AUGUUCAAUUUCACUGGUCAGUCAAGAAGGAGGAAUGUUAACUUAGGGAAUAAAUCUGCUACUACCAAGCAAGAUCUUUUAUUGAAGGCUCAACAAGAGAGGCAAAGAAGAGCUAAAGAUCGCCAGAACGAAGCAGCAUGUAAAGUAAUUCAGUGUUACAUUAGAAGACAUCUUUUGAUUAAAGAUGUUAUUAGGAAUUUCACAGUGACUAUGAAUCAUGAGCAAGUCUUCCACUUGAUUUUGGUGUUUGGCGGGCGAUUGGUCGACCACUUGGAACAUCAAUCACUAGCAGAGAUACUAUAUGAUUCUAAGGAUGUAUUGAGAAAUUAUCCUGGAUAUUUGGGUAACAAGAAAUUGUGCAGUAUGAUUUCAAGAUAUAUGGAUGACUUUCUGAUUGAAAGAACGAUUGAAUGCCUGAACUUUUCCUUUCCAGUGGAACAGGAUUAUGUUAACAGUUUAAUCAGCUUUAUAAGAAACACUCAGACGUUGAGCUACAAUUCAACAAGCCACAUAUGCGAAGUGCUACUAAAGUGGGGACUGAAUCAGUCUAUUUACCUUGAUCCCUUGUUCGAGAUAAGGUCUGAGGAGGCAAAAGAGCCAUCUACGCUCUAUGGAUUUUAUCAAGCAAUCAAUUCAUAUGGUAUACUGCCCUCCACGGGUUCGCAUUCUUCGGUGAUUUUGGAGAAUCUAGCCUACAUUUAUUCCCAUACCACUCAAAAACAACCUGUAGAGAUCUGUCUAGCAGCAUGCUUCAAAAAUAUGGUCUAUUUGCCUCAAAAUUCAGAGAUGCAAUAUUACGUUACACAGCUGUACGAAAAAAGGUUCGUUGAUAGGCUGGCGAACCUCCUAGAGCAGGGCAAUGUUCCAGACGUUACGAUCGAAAGUCUCAUCUCCUUCAUCAAUUGUGCUCCCACUGACACCUUGAGAGACUCUGUUAUGAUAACUCUGCUAUCAAGACCAUCAUUCUUGAAGAAACUUUACUCAGAUGUUAGUCAAACUGCGUUUGAUAAGAAUGAUUUCCAAUCAUCAGCAUCAUUCUCGAUAUUUGUCAGGCUACUCGAAAUGUAUUUGCUGGUAUCAACCGACCACGAGUUACUGUCUGAAUCUUCUGGCUUCACUGUCAAUGACCUUGUGGCUUUCAGUACACGGUUGAAGGAUUUUGUAUUCAACAACUUAUGGAACUUAACAGCCGAAUCGAGGCCCAAAAUUCUAGAUGAUACGUUGCCUCUCCUGCGGAAGAUUUAUUUAAGGGAUUCACGUUUACACUUUUGUCGUCAAAGGAAAGAAGUUGAUUACUGGAGCAGCGACAAUUCAGAUUUUUUACAAGUAAGCCCUUUCAAAUACAUUGAAGACUAUGAAGGGCUUUAUAGAGAAUAUGCUGAUAGGAGGGAUGAUACUUACAAUGAUCAUGAGGACCAAGAUGCUACGUAUGAGGCUAGCUCGAUCAAAUUUCGGAUCUUGACACGGCUUAUGUCGACCUACAAAUCGUCAGUUUCAACAAGGCAAUUCAAAAAGUUGGAGAUCCUCAUAAAGGCACCCUUUUUUAUUCCAUUUGAGCAACGAGUUGACCUUUUCUAUAUGUUCAUUGCACUGGAUAAACAACGUCUGCAUCUGGAUGAUAACAGCGCAAUGAUGAGCAUGCUCAUGCCCUGGGGCGCAAACAACGGUAUAGGCAGACAAUCUGCCACUAUAUCCCGAGAGAAUAUGCUAGAGGACGCGUGUAAUGCGUUUAACAGCAUAGGAGAAAGGUUUAAAGCCAAGCUGGCAGUUACUUUCGUGAACGAAUUUGGUCCUGAGGCAGGCAUCGACGGUGGUGGGAUUACAAAAGAGUUCUUGACCAGUGUGGCAGAGGAGGGCUUUAGCAACACACGUCAUGAACUUUUCCAGACAAACGAUCAACAUGAACUAUAUCCAACUACCGCAGUCAACUCCCAAAAACUUAGGUAUUUAUGGUUUUUGGGUAAGAUACUGGGUAAGUGUCUAUACGAUCAUGUCCUGAUCGAUGUAACGUUUGCAGAUUUCUUCCUUAAGAAGAUGUUGAACCCAUCUUCAAGGUUUACGUCAUCAUUUGAUGAUUUGCACAGUUUAGACGCAAUUCUUUACUCAAACUUAGUCAAACUACUUUCGAUGACCGCUGAACAAUUGGAAGAGCUUGAUCUUUCAUUCGAAAUUAAUAGUCCAAAUGGAACGGGUUCAGUAGUAGAAUUAAUCCCCAACGGAUCCAAGGUUAAGGUAAGAAAGGACAACGUUUUACUAUACAUCAUCAAAGUUGCCGAUUUCAAACUGAAUAAAACCCUUUACCGACAAACUCAGAAUUUCCACGGCGGUAUGAGCAUGAUUAUCGCACCCCAUUGGAUGGAAAUGUUUAACUCAGUCGAAUUACAAAUGUUAAUAUCCGGUGGUGGGAAAGAUAUAGACCUCGUUGACCUUAAAAAUAACACCGAAUAUGGGGGAUUCCUAGAGAAUGACAAGACCAUCAAUGAUUUCUGGACCAUUCUCCAAGAAUUUAAGCCAGAAGAGAGAUUGAAUUUUAUAAAGUUUGUUACUUCAGUGCCUAGGGCCCCUUUACAGGGAUUCCAAUCCCUAGAACCCAAAUUUGGAAUCCGUAACGCAGGCAGAGACCUAGAGAGGCUGCCGACAGCUUCAACCUGUGUGAAUUUACUCAAAUUGCCUGACUAUCAAGAUAAGGAAUUACUUCGAGACAAACUGCUCUACUCCAUCAAUUCGGGAGCUCGCUUCGACCUCUCCUAA
Torulaspora delbrueckii is the source of this 2751-nucleotide messenger RNA. RefSeq names its product ubiquitin-ubiquitin ligase HUL5 (gene HUL5). The record is from RefSeq and is a predicted model, not a curated record. Lineage: Eukaryota; Fungi; Ascomycota; Saccharomycetes; Saccharomycetales; Saccharomycetaceae. The transcript has a single exon. Gene Ontology annotation, biological process: ubiquitin-dependent protein catabolic process; protein polyubiquitination. The coding region runs from base 1 to 2751 and encodes 916 amino acids. Gene Ontology annotation, molecular function: ubiquitin protein ligase activity.